Tachysurus vachellii is the source of this 2110-nucleotide messenger RNA. It is a transcript of the gene arrdc1a, whose product is annotated as arrestin domain containing 1a. Gene Ontology annotation, cellular component: cytoplasm. The transcript is spliced from 8 exons. Lineage: Eukaryota; Metazoa; Chordata; Actinopteri; Siluriformes; Bagridae. Bases 89 to 1471 code for a protein of 460 amino acids. Gene Ontology annotation, biological process: protein transport. Gene Ontology annotation, molecular function: ubiquitin-like ligase-substrate adaptor activity; ubiquitin protein ligase binding. The record is from RefSeq and is a predicted model, not a curated record.
GUGGAAAGUGUGUGUGCGCGUAUGUGUGUGUGUGGAUGUGGAUCAGUUUCGUUCGUCCACCGAGCGAGGUGGUGGGAAGACAACAAAGAUGGGAAAGCUUCAGGAAUUCCAGAUCACUAUAAACGGCAACAAAGUGGUUUACAGUCCCGGUGAGUCCAUUUCCGGGACGUUGAAAAUCUCCACCGGUCAACCUAUUCAGUGUAAAGCAAUUAAGGUGAACUGCCACGGGUCAUGUGGCGUGACCAACAAAGUAAACGACACGGACUGGCUCGAGGAGGAGCAGUACUUCAACAGCUCUCUCUCUGUGGCUGAUAAAGGCACUUUGAAACAGGGCGAACACAUUUUCCCCUUCAAGUUUCUCAUACCAGCCACAGCUCCGACGUCAUACGAAGGGCCGUAUGGAAAGAUCAUGUACAAAGUCCGAGCCUUUAUCGACACGCCUCGCUUCUCAAAAGACUACAAGACCGAGAAGCCCUUCUACAUGCUGAACAACAUUAACCUUAACGAAGUGCCCGACAUCUAUGAGCCAAACUCUUCAACUAUAUCUAAGAAUUUCUCAUACAUGUUGGUGAAGAACGGGACGGUCGUCCUGGUGGCUAAAACAGACCAGCGUGGAUACACUGCAGGUCAGGUCAUUAAAGUGUCCACAGAGAUCGACAACCAAUCAGGGAAGAACACGGGCCAUGUUGUGGCGUGCUUAAUUCAGAGAGUGACGUAUCACACGAAGAAACCGACACAUGAAACGAGAACGAUCGCAGAAGUGGAGGGAGCCGGAGUGAAGGCAGGCAAACGGGCAGAGUGGAAAGAGCAGAUUAUCGUUCCUCCUCUUCCACAGUCGUCUCUGGCUGGAUGUAACCUCAUCGAGAUCAACUAUUUCAUCCAGGUGUCUUUGAAGUACCCAGAAAUGUUACUGACGCUGCCAAUUCAUAUCGGGAACAUUGCGGUCGAUCCGAGUCUCCGUCCACCUCCUCCUCCUAAAACCGACAAAGCUUCCAAGACAGCUCCCACUCCAGCGCCACGGACUAACCCGGCGUCUCCUACUUCACUCAACCCACCUGCCGCCGCUCCUCCUCCAUCUGCCUCCCCCAAUCUACCCCCUCGCCCUGCCCCCCGUCCUCGGCCCCGCAGCAUGUGCGUGACUCCGACCGCACCCCCGGCAGAGCAAGACAUGAUGGGAGCUGGGAAUCGGCAGUGCGAAGAGAUUCCUACUAAGGUCCACUCUCAGAAUCAGGGCCCCAUGUCUCCCAGCGCCUUUAGCUACGCACCAGGCCUUGUGUUCCCGCAGAAUAACAUCAACCCCUCAGCGCCUCACUUCUCCCUCUCCACCGGGGCCACCAUCCCCUUCUUUAGUGAAGGGAGUGGCCCACCCGUGCCCACUUCCUGCCCCUUCAUCCUGCCUCCAGAUUACAGAAGCUCAGCACACCCGCACGAGCCUCCACCAGCUUAUGAAGACAGCUUCCUCACCACGUAAAUGACACAUUCUGCUCUGUACUAAAUAAUAGCCGACGCCUUACUUUGGGAACGAUGUCCUUUCACAUCCCUACUUACUGCACUUUUUGGACAUCAUAGUGACGCCGGAAGUCUGUGAUCGACAAACAGGUUCACAGAAAGUUCUUUUUUGUGUGUGAAGCAUGGAGCGGGAUCUCAUUUCCAGCUUUCUCAAACUCUGAAUGUCUUUCAUUCAUCUUUGUAUUUGUUCUUGUCCACAGGAGACAUUGCGUCCAUUAUCAUACAUCGUAUACAUUCGUUUGUAGCCCACAGAAAAAAAAAGUUUGCGUUUUAAAUGAGUAUAAAAAUAAUAAUUGCUGCUAUUGGCAAACAAAUUUUUUUAAAUGGGAUUUCACCUCUUACAGGCAAAAGUUACACAAAAAUGUCCUAUGCUUUGUUAAUGGGUUCUGUUUCCUUUUAGAAGGUUUUACUGAUAAAGGAUAAAGGAUACUAAUUUUAUUUGCUUUUCUUUAGCUUUCUCUUUAUUGCUUUUGUUGAAGGUAUUUGUGAAAUUUAAACACUCUCAUUUUGCAUUUCUUUAAAUUCAGACAGAUUUUUCGAUUCCAUUACCAGAUGCAAUAAAGUGUAUCAUUACAUUGUAAUAAAACUGUUUUCUACUCCA